Vicia villosa (hairy vetch) is the source of this 1029-nucleotide messenger RNA. RefSeq lists its product as uncharacterized. The transcript is spliced from 2 exons. The record is from RefSeq and is a predicted model, not a curated record. The coding region runs from base 1 to 1029 and encodes 342 amino acids. Gene Ontology annotation, molecular function: nucleic acid binding; zinc ion binding. NCBI's taxonomy places the organism in Eukaryota, Viridiplantae, Streptophyta, Magnoliopsida, Fabales, Fabaceae.
AUGGGAGCAGCAAAAGCAACUUAUGUACAGGCUUGGGAGAAAAAGAUGUCUGAGUUAAGGCACUUUGAUCCAAAGGCUUGGGAGUGGCUAGUUGGUGUUCCUACCAAACUAUGGUGUAUGCAUGCCUUCAGCUAUUAUCCAAAGUGCGAUGUCCUUAUGAAUAACAUCAGUGAGUCUUUUAAUAGUACCAUAUUGCAGGCUAGAGAUAAACCAAUUAUCACUAUGUGUGAGUGGAUUAGAAAUUAUCUCAUGAAUAGGAUAGCUGGUAGUUUAACAAAGUUAGACAAAUGGAAACAUAAAACCAUGCCUAUGCCAAGGAAAAGAAUGGACAAGGAAGUUGCACUUAGUGGUAAUUGGAUUCCUACUUGGUGUGAAAAUAUGAUAUGGCAGGUUAACCAUACUUUUGAUGGUCAUCAAUUCAUUGUUGACCUUAGUAAAAAAACCUGUACUUGUUGUUUUUGGGAUCUUGUAGGUAUUCCAUGCAGGCAUGCUAUAGCAGCUAUGAGUUAUCAGAACUUGGAUCCAGAAACAUUUGUGGAUAGCUGCUAUAGCAGGGAAACAUACACUAAAUGCUAUUCCUUCAGUGUAAGCCCAACAAAUGGAAUGGAUAUGUGGCCUAAUGUUGAAGUUGAGGAUGUGCUUCCACCAACAUUUAAGAAAGGUCCAGGCAGACCAAGGAAACUUAGGAUUAGAGAGCUUGAUGAAAAUGGAUCUAGGAUGAGAAGGCCUGGAGUUACUUACAGAUGUACUAAAUGUGAUAAAAUUGGGCAUAACUCAAGAAAAUGUCAGAGUACUCAACAACAUCCUGAUGCAUUAAAGAGAAAGAGAAAAGCACCAAGAAAUGUCCAUAGAGCCAACAUUACAACUGCUGAGGAGGUGAUUGCAAGCACUGCACCUGCUAAGGAGGUCAUGGCAAGCACUGCAAAUGCUGAGGAGGUGAUGGCAACUCAGUCAUCACAGCUAGUGAAUCCAACACAGACCCCCAAAAAGAAAAACAAAAAGUCUCCCAAAAAGAAGAACACAAAGUGA